AUGAGCGUUGACAUGAUCGAAGAUGGACAGGUAACAAUGAUAUAAUAAUAAUAAUAACCACACUCGAUUACAGAAUUAUUUAUUUUUGUUUUACGGAAUUAACAGUUCAAUUUACAUGGGUAUAUAUAGAUUAGUAACAGCUAAAGUAUUUUUAAAUAUAUAAAAUGCAAUUAAAACGAAAUUUUAUGUAUUUAUAAUAAAUUGUACUGUUUCAUUUGUGUGUAUUUUUCUCUAGGAAGAGGAGAAUGUGCCAUAUGGUGGUUGUGAAGGUCCUGAUGCCAUGUAUGUAAAACUAAUAUCCAGUGAUGGUCAUGAAUUUAUUGUGAAAAGAGAACAUGCAUUAAUGUCUGGCACUAUUAAAGCCAUGUUAAGUGGUCCAGGACAGUUUGCAGAAAAUGAAACCAACGAAAUAAACUUCAGGGAAAUACCGUAAGUAGUUAUCACAUAAAGUUUGAUAAUAUAUGUCCUAAUAAUAAUUUGGUUUUUGUAGCUCACACGUUUUGCAAAAAGUCUGUAUGUAUUUUACUUACAAAGCUCGGUAUACAAACAGUUCCACUGAAAUACCAGAAUUUCCUAUUCCACCACAAAUCGCUUUGGAAUUACUUAUGGCAGCUAACUUUUUGGAUUGUUAA
Molecule: messenger RNA, 632 nt
Organism: Cinara cedri
Lineage: Eukaryota; Metazoa; Arthropoda; Insecta; Hemiptera; Aphididae
Source: the annotation of a GenBank genome assembly